AUGUUGCCAAUAACGAGGGAUUUUUUUUUUUUUUUGGGGGGGAGGCGAGUACAGGUCGUGCUGCAAUUAGUUCAUUGAAAACUCAGUUGCUCUCCGAGUGGUCAGGCAGAGACUCUUGCUUUUGGCUUUUCUUUCUGCUGACUGUUAACAUCUAUAGAGAGCUGCAACAAUGCCCAAAAGAAAGGCUGCAGGUCAAGGUGAUAUGAAGCCGGAGCCAAAGAGAAGAUCAGCCAGACUGUCUGCUAUGCCUGUGCCUAGUACACCAGAGAUGAAGCCCAAAAGAUCAUCAACUCCAAGGAAAAUGAAGACAAAAAAUGAUAUGAUGGAAAAAAACACAGAUGCAAGUGUCAAAGCAGUAUCUGAUACCAAGCAAGAAGAAGUUGUUAAGGAAGAAUACAACAAUGAAAAUGCUGAAAAUGGAGAAGCCAAAAUUUUAGAGGUCACAGCUUCUGAAAAAGAAAUUGAGGAAAUAAAAGAAGAAAAAAUUGAAGAUGUUGAAGAAGAGGAAGGAGACAAAAAAGAAGCAGUGUCUGCAGAAGGAAUUGAAGGUCAGAAAGUAGAUGAAGAAAAUCAAAACAAAGAAGAGAAAGGAGAAGAUGGAAAAGAAGAUACAGAUGAAAAAGGGAAAGAAGAAGAUAGAAAAGAGGACAAAGAUGGAAAUGAAAUCAGAGAAGACAGAAAAGAGCAAGAAGAUAGAAAAGAGGGUGAAAAUGGAAAAGGAGGAGAUGGAAAAGAGGAUAGAGAAGAUGGAAAAGAGGAAGAAGACAGAAAAGAGAGUGAAGAUGGAAAAGAGGACAAAAAUGGAAAAUAUAAAGGAGAAGAUGAAAAAGAGGGAGAAGACAGAGAAGAGAAUGAAGAUGGAAAAGAGGAUGAAGAUGGAGAAAAAGAAGAUGGAAAAGACAAAGGAGAGGAAAAAGAUGGAAAAGGCGAAGAAAAAGAUGAAAAGGAGGAAGAUAGAAAGGAAGAAGAAGGUGGAAAUGAUGAAGAAGCUGGAAAAGAUAAGGAAGAAGGAGAAGAGGGAAAUGAAGGAAAAGAGAAAGAUGUAAAAGAAGAAAAUGGAAAAGGAGAUGGGAAAGAUGAAGGAAAUGAAAAGGAAGAUGAAAACAAGGCUGAAGUUGGAAAAGAAAUCGAAAAAGAAGAGGUCAAAGAAGAUGGAAAAAAGAAGGAGUCUCUGAUUAUUGUUUAA
Molecule: messenger RNA, 1186 nt
Organism: Microcebus murinus (gray mouse lemur)
Lineage: Eukaryota; Metazoa; Chordata; Mammalia; Primates; Cheirogaleidae
Gene: HMGN5
Product: high mobility group nucleosome binding domain 5
Biological process (GO): chromatin organization
Cellular component (GO): nucleus; chromatin
Molecular function (GO): nucleosomal DNA binding
Source: RefSeq, a predicted model, not a curated record